GGGCUCACUUGACCAGACUCCGGUUCUAUCUGCAUUUUCACAGUUCUUGAUGAACUAAACAGUUUUGUUUUGGUAUCGUUUUAUAUUUGAGUCUGCGUACUUGCGAAAGAGGACGAAACAUGGAAUUCUCUCAACGGAGUGUGGACCAGACAAGGCUGCGGUGGAAGAAGCUGUUUGAUAACAAGGCUUAUCCAUCGCUUACUGCCUUAAAGUCUUCAGUCAUCGGAGGUAGUUCGAUAUGUGAGGACUCAUUGCGGUCGGUCUGCUGGAAGCUAUUUAUGCUUAUGCCGGACCUCCAGCCAGAUACGUGGGGAACCAUUUUGCAAACAGAACGAGAAAAGUAUACUGCAUUGAAACGGAAAUACUUGGCUUUGCAUCUCAAACGCGCACAAGAAACGGCCGGUUCUGCAGUAGAAGAAGAGGAAGAGGUCGAGGAUAUCAAUGUUGUUAAUCCAUUGAGCGUUGACGAAUCCAACCCAUGGAAGACAUUUUGGAAAGACGAAGACCUACGAAAAGAAAUCCUACAGGAUAUCGAGCGGACGUUCCCGGAUUUUGAUUACUUCCGGGAUCCAAAAGUUCAGAAUACGAUGCUCGAUAUCUUGUUCGUCUAUACCAAGAUGAACCCCGUGGUCAGCUAUCAACAAGGCAUGCACGAGUUGCUUGCACCUAUCUUCUAUGUUAUGUCUUUGGAUGCAUUGGAUACACCGGCCGAGACGCCUAGCGAAGAAGAUAAACUGAUGUACGACACUCUAUCGUCAUCAUACAUAGAGCACGACUCGUUCACUUUGUUCAAUCUGAUCAUGCAGAAUGCCUGGGAGUGGUAUGCCGCAGUUGGUAAGACAAAAGGAGUUACAGAGAACGGCCGCCAGAUCCCGCCAAUCGUCACAAAAGCCCGCAAGAUCCAAGAACAAUUUUUGCGCAAGAUCGAUCCAGAGCUUGAGCGACAUCUGCGAAACCUCGACAUUGAGCCUCAGAUGUGGGGUAUUAGAUGGAUAAGGCUUUUGUUUGGUCGAGAGUUUGGGUUUGUGCAGAUGCUCGGUCUUUGGGACUGCUUGUUUGCUGCCGAUGGCCGCACACUGGAUAUUGUUGACUUUAUCUGUGUGGCUAUGUUACUUCGUGUCAGAAAUCAACUGCUGCUGACGGAUUAUACCGGUGUUUUGUCUACUCUCUUGCGAUAUCCCGUGGAUGAAACGAUGACUUCAAACUCAUUUGUGGAGGACGCUAUAUACUUGCAGGCACACUGCACAGCAGCUGGUGGCCGUCGCGUCAUGCAACAAUACGCACUAUUGGUUGAAGAAGAGGAAGUCGUGGUACCUCAACAGCCAUAUCAUAUGGUUAACGGUGUCUUGGCGCCUUCUCCUUCUGCCAGCGAAUACCAACGUCGUGCAAUGGUAGCCGCGAAUUCGAUGGAGCAGCGAGUACAAGGACUCGCAAAGAAUGUGUUUGAAUCUUCCGAGAAGUGGACGGGUGAUAUAAACAAAUACGUCAGACAAAGAGUUCAAGACGCUCGUGUGCGCGCUGAGAAAGCGAUCCAGAACGGCGGAGUUCAUUAUCUGACUGCCGAAAACGCGGGUAUCAGAGGGAUGCCGUACAUGGCUCAAAACAUCACAUAUGUCAAUGGCAACGGUAGCGGCGCCAUUCCCCGAAGCAGGUCAAGCUUGGCAGCCGCUCAGGCUGUAGUGAAGCAGAAAGCCCCGGUCCGACCUGGAGCUGCUAUGGCGGGUGGAUCGUUUGACGAGGCUGAGUAUAAUCGCGAACGAAACGAGGCCCUGGCGGCGGUGUUGAGCACCAGUCUGGAAGUGCUUGAGAAGUCUAAUGGCAGCAGUGAGAAUGCUGCUCAGUUCAAAGAGGCUUUGGCUAGGAUCGAGCAUGUACGCAAGUGUUUGCUAUUCGAUGAUUUGAAGAUUAGCAAGAAGUACAAGCAGCCGAUUACGGAUGCGCUAUUUUCGCAGAGUGUUAGCAAUGGCGAAAAGUCAAUCCAGGCUGCGGCCCCGACAGCGCUUUCAACGACCAGCAACCAGCGCGUGGGAGGUUCGGAGAAGAUAUCCACGGCUCAAGCGCCGAUUCCAUCUCCUGUUGCGGUACCUGCUGCGCAGCCUCGUGCAGGAAUGCCUAGAGCAAUUCGAACGCCUCCAGUUAGUGCUAUGAACUCUGGGGCCGUGAUUAGAGGUCGUCGGUCUGCAGCUUCUUCUCCAGUAAUUAGAGCAACGUCGAAUUCACCCGAUGUUUCUUCGUCGCUCAGUGAUCCCCUUGCCGAUUACUCUUUGGACAGCGCAGCGUCUUCCCCCGGAAGUACUACAAAGUACGAAUCGUCGGUCCAGGCAAGACCAGUCUCAUCCGAAUUCGCGAGAUAUAAUAACGGCUUGAAAGAACAGAAACAGCAAGAACAACCACAAAACCAUAUAUCUCAAGCGGCGAUUGAAUCUGCAAAGGCGAUGCUUUUCGGGUCAUUGGAGGAUAAAGCGUCCUCAUCCCCUUCAUCUACAUAUUCUCCAUCCUCUUCUCCCGCCACCGCGUCACCCUCGCCCUCGCUGUCAUCGUCGGUGACCACAUCCGCAGUAUUCCAUUCCGAUCCUGUGUCACAGGAAUUCACGAAACUGAGCUUAGGCGCAACUGAUCCGUUGUUCAAAAGCCCGCCUCCAAAGUCUACGAAUACGGCGAUUCUCUCGAGUACCUCCGGUAGUGGUAUCAUGAAGAGUUCGCCCGGAUCACCUUCGAUCACUGCAGAGGAGGCUAAGAAGCUUUUGCUUGGAUUAUAGAUAGUUGUGAACGUUGGAACCGGAAGGAACAGCUUUGGGAAAGGUUUGGGCUGUACAUAAAAAAACUAAUUAAUAUCAUGUCUUGUUUGGGG
Messenger RNA from Myxozyma melibiosi, 2851 nucleotides. Its product is annotated as rab-GTPase-TBC domain-containing protein. The record is from RefSeq and is a predicted model, not a curated record. The transcript has 5 exons. Gene Ontology annotation, biological process: activation of GTPase activity. Lineage: Eukaryota; Fungi; Ascomycota; Lipomycetes; Lipomycetales; Lipomycetaceae. Gene Ontology annotation, molecular function: GTPase activator activity. Bases 120 to 2759 code for a protein of 879 amino acids.